AUGACUAUCUUUGUCCAAAUCAGGCCUCCAAAUACCAUCUCAGGUCCAAAUACUCAGUCCUGUGGAACGGACCGAUACUGUAGUGUUUCUGGUUCAAAGUUCACGACAGGUCUUUGCGGCACCUGGCUCGGACAAGAGAAUUACUGCUGCACAGUCACUGAUCUCGGUCUCCCUGGCGCCCCUUACAACAACAGCUGCGGUACGAUUUCCGGAAUCCAUGACGCUUCAUUCUCUUCCUUCGGUACAGGCUCAGUAGGAGCUAAAUCCUGCCCAACGGGCGAAACAAGUGUUUCUAACGCCGUUGGUGGUGACGAUGAACAAUGUUGCCCCUAUCAAGACUACGAUAGGAUCGACCAGGAUAUAGCGGCCGUAUACUUUUAUCAAGCAACGGGGGAGGGAUCAUUUAGUUCCAAUUUGACUGGCAUAAGAUGCUUGAACUUGACCUCACAGGGCAGAGUCAACGAUGACGGAAGUUCGAGCUAUAGUGGUACUAAAAGCGGCGGCGGCGGUUCUAAUUCCGGUGACUCAAGCUCUGGCGGAUCGGGUUCUACCGCAAAACCAAAUGGUGGUGGGAUUUUGACAGUGCCUAACUUUAUUCUCGGGGGGGUUCUAGUGACAAUGGGUCUCGAUCUCGCAGCGCAACUUCAGAUCUAA
Orbilia oligospora ATCC 24927 is the source of this 654-nucleotide messenger RNA. RefSeq lists its product as uncharacterized. The record is from RefSeq and is a predicted model, not a curated record. The transcript has a single exon. The coding region runs from base 1 to 654 and encodes 217 amino acids. NCBI's taxonomy places the organism in Eukaryota, Fungi, Ascomycota, Orbiliomycetes, Orbiliales, Orbiliaceae.